CGUGCGCGCGCUCGCGCUGCCUGGCGCGUACGUAAGCCCUGCCCCCACCCUUCAAGCCAGCCAGCCAGUCAGUCCGGCCUAGUCAGGAGGCGGCGGAGGCGGACUGCGAGCCCGGCCGUCUGCGAGCGAAAGCGGGCGCGCUGCGCUGGCCGAGGGGGCAUGAAGUGGGCCUGAGCCGCCAGCCUGCCGGGAGCGAAGCCAAGCCCAGCCCAGCCCUGUGGCCGCCCGCCUGCCUGCCCGCCCGGCCCUCCGCCCGCUCCCCACCGGCUCGGCCGCCGCCAGGGCCGCCAUUUUGUGCCUCCCCUCCCCCGCCCGCCCGCCCGACCCUCCCUGCCUCCCUGUGCGGGCCCGGCCGGUGAUCGAGCGGGGGCGCCUCCGCAGCGGCGGGGGGCUCGGCGGGAGGGCCCGAGGAGGAGGAGGAGGAGGCGGGGCCUGGCGCGGGCGGGCGGGGCGCGCGGCGGCGCGGGGGGGCCCCCAUGGCGAAGAAAACCUACGACCUGCUCUUCAAGCUGCUGCUGAUCGGCGACUCGGGCGUGGGCAAGACCUGCGUGCUCUUCCGCUUCUCCGACGAUGCCUUCAACACCACCUUCAUCUCCACCAUCGGGAUAGAUUUCAAGAUCAAAACAGUUGAAUUGCAAGGAAAGAAGAUCAAGCUACAGAUAUGGGACACAGCAGGGCAGGAGCGGUUUCACACCAUCACCACCUCUUACUACAGAGGUGCCAUGGGAAUUAUGUUGGUGUAUGACAUCACCAAUGCCAAAAGCUUUGAAAACAUCAGCAAAUGGCUCAGAAACAUAGAUGAGCAUGCCAAUGAAGAUGUGGAGAGGAUGCUGCUAGGAAACAAGUGUGAUAUGGAAGACAAAAGGGUGGUACCCAAAGCAAAAGGCGAACAGAUUGCAAGGGAGCACGGGAUUAGAUUUUUCGAAACUAGUGCAAAAGCGAAUAUAAACAUUGAGAAGGCAUUCCUCACGUUAGCAGAAGACAUUCUUCGAAAGACCCCUGUAAAAGAGCCCAACAGUGAAAAUGUAGAUAUCAGCAGUGGCGGGGGCGUGACGGGCUGGAAGACGAAGUGCUGCUGAAUGUUCUCCCCUCGCCAAGCGCCAUCCACUCGCCUCCCUCCUCUUCUUGCUGCGGAAUAAACCACUUUGCCCAUUUUAACCUUAAAAUAUUUUUGUUCCUCAUCUUAACAUGGCUCCACCUUUCCUUUGUUCUUCUGUUAGGGAGAGCUCGCUGACUAUAAUUUUCUUGAAACAAACUGUAUUAAAAAAAAAAUCAUGUCUGACCUUUUUUUAAUGUACCAGCUCGACUCAACACCACAUCCUGGUUGUAUUAUUGUCUAGUCUUAACAUAGAGCAAUCAUUUCAGCUCCAGUCUGCAAAUUGUCCAAGAAUAAAACUUAGCAUUAACAGUU
Molecule: messenger RNA, 1411 nt
Organism: Hemicordylus capensis (graceful crag lizard)
Lineage: Eukaryota; Metazoa; Chordata; Lepidosauria; Squamata; Cordylidae
Gene: RAB10
Product: RAB10, member RAS oncogene family
Exons: 6
Coding region: 477-1079 (200 amino acids)
Biological process (GO): cellular response to insulin stimulus
Cellular component (GO): recycling endosome; insulin-responsive compartment; Golgi apparatus
Molecular function (GO): GTPase activity; GTP binding
Source: RefSeq, a predicted model, not a curated record